GAUCGGCCGUGCUGUCCUUAUCACCUCCGCCGCGGCGAUUUCAACAAUAUCACGAUGUCGCGGCACCAGUUGUAACAGCACGUACGGACACGUAGCGCGCAACAUUAUCACUACGUAUCCGCCGCGAAACGUGUUGUCCCGUGGCGCGUAACCGUAACACGCCCUUGGUAAUCCGCAUUCGUCGCAAUAAGCCGUAAUCGAUACCGCGGCACCGCGGUAACGGCACGAGGAGACCGCCGAAAAUCCGACGACACGUCUUCGGGACCGCGUAAGCCGUGAAAUGACGUUUUCCGCGUACCGUCCCUCCACCUACCGGUAACGACUGCUAACGAAGUGGUGGGUGAGUUGUACCGAACGUCGCCGAGCACCGUCGCAUUGUCGGCACUCGCGUUAUUCCGGAUCGCGGCUAAGAAUAUUAGUCGUUAGUCGAAUCGUCGUCGCUCGCGUCCGGUCGUACUUAUCAUCUUCUAACCGACCUACCACUUUUUUCCAUCCUCCCACCGGUCGAGCUAUUAUUUUAUCAAUUAGUACGGUAGUCACGGGACGUCCCGUGCUCUCGGCCGCCGCCGUCGCCGUCGUUCCCCCGUUCGCUCUUAUCACACACUUACGGGUCCCCAGCACCGACGCUGCCGAUACGUUUUUUCAACAACAAUAACAGUGGAAACGAUCCGUAACAGCAGUUGGCCGUACGCGUAUUGAUAUCGCGUAUCGUUUCCACAAUGUGUGUCCGACUGCGAUGGACUGAGAUCUAGAGCAGAUUCGCGACGACGACGACCCAGCUGUUUGACUCGACGGCCGAUUACGUUAUAUUUAUUGCAAAAUGGGUGAUAAUAUGUUUCGUGAAUUUAAUGGUCCAGCCGAUAAAGAAAAAUGUAACUAUUACAAUAGAACAAGAAAUAGAUUGAUUAUUACAGCUUAUGAAGGAAUACCUGAAAAUCUUUUACUCAAUGUCCUAGGUUGUAUUCUACUAGUUUUAUUUUUUGCAUUCAUGAGAAAAAGGGCAUGGGAUUAUGGUCGUUUAGCGCUAGUCAAUAAAGAUUAUGAAAAGUGGUCUCGUAUUUUUUAUGGAACAACUGAUGAAAAUUCAGAAAAUAAUGUUGAAGAUGGUAAUUCUACCACUAAUUUAGAUAACUCAAUGCCUGUAGAUAGAGGCCUUUUUUCCUGGUUUUUAACAAUUAUACAACUUAGAGAUGAAAAAAUUUUGCGAAAAUGUGGUUAUGAUGCCGUUCAAUACUUAUCAUUCCAGAGGCAUAUAAUGGUGUUAAUGGCUAUAAUUACAGCAGUUUCUUUAGGUAUUGUAUUACCAAUUAAUUUUGCUGGUGAUUUAGAAGGUGAUGAAAGAUCGUUUGGACAUACUACACUUAGCAAUCUUCAGCCAGACUCUCCUUGGCUGUGGGUUCAUGUAACUAUAGCCAUGUUAUAUUUUCCAUUAACCAUUUGUAUUAUGAGAAGGUUUUCUGUAAAUCUUAAAUUAGAAGAAAAUGGUGAAUGUUGGUCUCGUACUCUGAUGAUAACAAAUAUUCCAAGACGUAAUUCUGACAUAAAUGAUAUGGAUCGGCAUUUUAAAGAGGCAUACCCAGAUUGUGAAGUAGAAAAUAUUCAGCUUGCCUAUGAUGUCAAUAAAGCUAAUGAACUUGAUAGAGAUAGAAAUGCUGCAGUUCAAGCUAAACAAUAUUGUGAAAAUCAUUUGAAAACUGUAGGUGAACGUCUUACUGUACAGCCUCAUAUUUGUGGCUAUAUUUGUAUUUGUUGUGGUUUUUGUAGUUCUAAUAAUGUAGAUGCUAUUGAUUACUAUUCUCAAGAAGAAGCUCGAUUGAAAGCAGAACUAGAAGCAGAAAAAGAAUCGGCUCUUAAGAGACCUCUUGGUAUAGCUUUUGUUACUAUGACUACAAUUCAUGCUGCCAGACUCAUUUAUCAAGAUCAUGUUUACAAAUUGUCUAAAUGUGGUCGCCAUAAUCCUCCAACUAGUUCUGUGGCUGGCCCUCUUCAACCAUAUCGCUGGAGAGUAACUUUUGCUCCUCCCCCUGAUGAUAUAUUUUGGGAAAAUUUGACCGAACCAUCUCACAAUCGUUAUUGUAAGAUUGUAUUAACAAAUUCAUUUUUGGUGAUAAUUUUAUUUUUUUUGACCACUCCAGUGAUUGUUUUAAAUGUAAUGGAUACUCUUAAACUUAGAGAGAUAGAAAAAGCUAGUCCUAUAUUAUCAGAAUUUAUGCCAACAUUAUUAUUGUGGACUGCUGCUGCAUUAUUACCUGUACUAGUUAUAAGAUCUGAUCAAUGGCUCAGUCAUUGGACAAGAUCUAAAAGAAACCAUUCCAUUAUGCGUAAAACUUUUGUAUUUCUUCUAUUUAUGGGUUUAAUAUUACCUUCUUUAGGAUUAACAAGUGCCCAAGCAUUCCUAGUGUUUGCAUUUCAAGCUGGUAUUGAAACAUAUCGUUGGCAAUGUGUAUUUUUGCCUGAUAAAGGUGCGUUCUUUGUGAACUAUGUUGUUACGUCUGCUCUUAUUGGUACUAGUUUAGAACUUAUACGAUUUCCCGAGUUAUUUAUGUAUGCUCUUCGAUUAUCAUUGUCAAGAUCAAAGGCAGAAUCCGCAAGUGCCAGAAGAUUAAUUCUUUGGGAAUUUCCAUUUGGUGUUCAAUAUGCUUGGAUGUUACUUAUAUUUUCAAUUGUAACAGUUUACAGUCUUUCUUGUCCUCUAAUCACACCCUUUGGUCUUUUAUAUAUGGUUAAUAAACAUUUUGUUGAUCGUUAUAAUAUAUAUUUUGCAUAUGGCAAAUCAAAAAUCAGUAAGCGUAUUCAUAGUUCAGCCAUCAACUGUGUUAUGGUUUCUAUAGUGUUAUUACAAGUUAGCUUUACUUCAUUAUUAAUGUUACGUCAUGGACUUCACGACAUAACUUUAUUUGCUUUGGUGGGACUUAUAAUCACAUUAACAUUUACUCUAUCCCAAUGUUUCUUCCGACAUUGUACUGCAUGGAGUCCUAUACUAUAUCAAGUGAGAAAUCCUCGUACAGUUCAACCAAGUCCAGCUAGAAGACGUGAUCAUUCAUAUGGUUAUGAAUAUGUUCCUGAAGUAUUACGUCAACCUAUACAACCUACCAUAGUAAAUUCUUUAAUUACAUUGACACCAAACGAUUCUGGUACAACAUUAGAUGACUUAGAAAUCGAAAUGAAAGAGAAUGAUGAUGACAGAUCAAAUCAUCAUUCUCAAACUAAAGUAAUUGUAGAAUCUCAAAAUCACUGUGAUCAACUAUACCAGAAUUAUGAUUAUAGUCAAACAGUUCCUGUCUAAUAAGUUUACAGAAGUUUUUCUCCAUUUUUUUUCUGUUGGUUGUACUUCACAUUUUAGGUAACAAGUUUCAUAGUGCUAUUGAAAUUUGUGUGCCGUUCCAUAAAAUAGUUUUCAAUACAUAUAGAAUGUCUAUAAUAUGUUUAAGUUAUCAAUAGCGCAUUAAAUUAUUUAGCAAA
This is a messenger RNA of Sipha flava (yellow sugarcane aphid), 3462 nucleotides long. It is a transcript of the gene Tmem63, whose product is annotated as CSC1-like protein 2. The transcript is spliced from 16 exons. Lineage: Eukaryota; Metazoa; Arthropoda; Insecta; Hemiptera; Aphididae. Gene Ontology annotation, cellular component: plasma membrane. The record is from RefSeq and is a predicted model, not a curated record. Gene Ontology annotation, molecular function: calcium-activated cation channel activity. Bases 821 to 3286 code for a protein of 821 amino acids.